Messenger RNA from Aureobasidium vineae, 1253 nucleotides. NCBI's taxonomy places the organism in Eukaryota, Fungi, Ascomycota, Dothideomycetes, Dothideales, Saccotheciaceae. The record is from the annotation of a GenBank genome assembly.
CUAUGCCCUCCUCGGCGGUACAAGAUGUCAUUCUCGAACCACGAAGGAGUGGUCGCGAGAGAAAUCCAACACAACGCUACGAAUCUGUGCCCCAGCCUGCAAGCUGUGGCGCCAGAAGCUCUGUAAAGAGAAAGAGAUCAAACGCAACAGNNACAACGACAACAGUGACCAAACACAACAUGCUUCGAAGAUCCACGCGCAAGCCGCAGCUACCACAUCCAGUUCAAAAGCAACAAGUAAAAGCGAGUCAACUAAGAAGACCAUCCNAGUCCGAUGACACGAAUACCAAGCGAAUCACGAAGUCGCGUCUUGAUGGUCAAUUCAAAAACACAGGAAAUAUAAUCGAUCUUACUGGAGAUGACGAUACUCCAACGCCGUCAAAGAAGCCUAAGAAGUCUAAACCAGUCAAAGGCGAGGAGAAACGUCUCAAGCAGUNNAAGUGUAUGCGACGCCGGACAGCCUUCAGACAGCUCAUGCUUUGUAGCCACCGCACCCACGCACCGCAGAAAUAUACGACUAUUGCCUACCGCGCCACAACUCAACGUAUGGUUGUGAUUGACAGGCGUCGUUCAAACAAUGACGACUGUCCACAUCAAGCCCCGAAUUGUCCCAUGGAAGAGGUUGACCUUGCUGGCAGCACGGGCAACAUCUACACAGUCAAGAUAGCACAUGUGCCCGAGUGCACCUGCCCGGACUUUCGUGUCAGAGGGAACCCCCAAUGCAAACAUAUCUUGUAUGUCUUGCUGAAAGUUCUGAAAGUCUCAGAGCCCUUAAACUACCAAGCAGCAUUCUUGACCACAGAGCUGGAAGAAAUCUUUGACCACGCCGGACCUUUGCCUACCGAGUCAAUUCAAAUCGAAGACAAGGACGGAAAGCGUAAGCCAAUCGAAGGAGACUGCCCGAUUUGCUGCGAGGAGCUCUCUCAGGAGAGGGAAAUCAUCGUCUGGUGUCAAGCAGCCUGCGGCAACAACCUUCACAAAAUCUGUUUCGACCAAUGGGCCGCAACAAAAGGGAAUGGGCAAGUGACUUGUCCCUACUGCCGAACACAGUGGCAGAAUGCAGUCGACAGCAGCACUUUAAAGGGCUUGGUCAAGACUGGCCUCAGGAAUCGGGACGGCUACGUCAAUGUGGCAGACCAAGUCGACGUCUCUAACACUAGAAACUAUUCUACGUACCAUUAUUGGGUUCGUUCUCAGCGACGAAACGGACUGCUUGACGACGGCGAUUACGAUUACGAUUAUGAUUAUGAAGAU